Yarrowia lipolytica CLIB122 is the source of this 3753-nucleotide messenger RNA. RefSeq lists its product as uncharacterized. The record is from RefSeq and is a predicted model, not a curated record. Gene Ontology annotation, cellular component: plasma membrane. NCBI's taxonomy places the organism in Eukaryota, Fungi, Ascomycota, Dipodascomycetes, Dipodascales. Gene Ontology annotation, biological process: Ras protein signal transduction; positive regulation of GTPase activity. Gene Ontology annotation, molecular function: guanyl-nucleotide exchange factor activity; protein binding.
AUGGAUCUAGAGCAUCCCAUCCCGCCCUUGAACGUGAACAAACUUGUUUCGUCUGAGUCGUUUGACUUUUCAGAGUCACCGUCAGACCCCGUCCAGAAAAUGCUCAAGCGGAGAUCGCUGAUUCAAGCCGCCAACAACGCCGCUCUCAAACACCAGCGCAAGAAGGAAACCGACCCUGGCCUCGAAACGCCUCCGCCAUCGCCAGGUUUGGAGCAAGCUUCCCAAACUCAACUUGACAACUCCACCUCUUCUUCCCACAACACACUCAACAACGACAUGGAGAGCUCUCCUCGAACGGCAGGCUCCAACUACACGUCGUCCAUCAACAUCGAGUCGCCACCGGACUCGCUGCAACAGGGCGCAGACACACAGUCGCCCCCGUCGUCUCGACAAACAUCGGUGGCCUCGUACGACUCCAACGCGACCGACAUUGAGUCGCGCAACUCGCUGAACUCGGUCUUUUUCGACUCCAAGGAGGCACCCGCAGACCCGCGCAAGAUCACAAAGAAGGAAAUCAAGCAGCGCGAAAACAUCAGCGAGCUUUCAACUACCCCAGGCUCGCCCGACGGCACAGAAACAACCUCAGCGACAAUCACAGCAUCCGCAGCCACCGCCUCGGCCGCAGCAACGUCCGAAAUGAACUCCAUGUACCCAUUUCUCAGAGCCGUGCACGCGUUCGACGCGCGCUCUCUCGAGACACACGACAAGGACUCUGUCUGUCUCUCCUUUAAACAGACAGACUGCAUUUUGCUACAUGGCAUGGACGUGUCCGGAUGGGGAGACGCCACUCUGCUACACACUGGUGAGCGAGGCUGGGUACCCACAAACUUCUUCCAGCCCUUCCAGGACCCAGAAGCAAAUGCCCUGCUGGUAGCCGUGCAGAAGUUUGCUACCAACCCCAAAUGUCACCCUACAAAGAACGGCCACACCUUUUCGCAAAACUCGGUCAACUCGGUCAUUGCAGGCGUCCGAGCAUUACUUCAGGCCUGCGGUGCCCUCACACGUGACUCCCCAGCCGUACGAAGCUCCAACUCGACGAAAAAAUUCAGAAAGAUGCUACUUGCCGAACUAGCCGUGUUUGUGGGACAGGCCCGGGAGUCUAAGAACUCGACUGACGACGCACUUAUCCAAUCGCUGGUUCAAAGCUGCUACAACGUGGUGUGUCGAGCUGUCGUGUUUCUCGACAUCUACAAUCUCAAGCGAGACAAGUACGGCUCAUCUCUAGGCAACUCGCUGGAUGCAACGGCGCGACACUCCGUUGCAUCCUCUCAGAGCAUGCGUUCCGAUACCAGCACGUCCAGCCAUGGACGUGUUUCUGGUCGAAGCUCACGCUCUGGGCCUCCCUCGUCUCCUAGAAAGGAUUCAGCCACAGGCGAAGACUCUCGUCAGUCUCUUGUUCUUCACAAGACUGCCCCCUUUGCCAAUGCUCGUCUGGACGAGGUGUAUGACGCCCUGAUGGCAUACUUAAGUCUGAUUCUGCGUCUGCUCAAUUUGCUCGACACGUCUCAGGAUGACGGCCAGACCAUUUCAUCCCAGAUUCUGUACAUCGCCCGAAAGAGUAUCGUUGCUUCUCGAGCUCUGAUUUCCGCCACUGAGGACGUUUCCAAUAGAACUCCCCGUACUCGACGAGCUGAACUAGAAGCCACCAAGGACAGGCUAUACCGAUUGGCCACCAAGUUGUGUGCCACCACUCGAGAGCUUGUGAUUGAUGAGGGCGCUACCCCCGAGUACGCCAACGAGCUUGUGCGUGUGGUCAACAAGUGUGCAAAGACAGCUGGAGAGUGUGUUUCUCGCUCCAAGUCUGUCUUGGAGUCCACUGGUGACUUCCAGCUGAGCAGUGACAGACCCUACCCCGACCUCAGAGGUACUACCGUGACUAUCAACUCGUUCUACAACUUACGACCUGACUCUGCUCGAGUCGGCGAGUCUACUGCUUCCGAAGCCGAGGAGGAGGCUCCUCCUUCCACUGCUGACACUGACGAUACGACCCAGCUAACCAUGCAUUCGAACGCUUCCACAGAGAGCACUGCGACUGUCGACAAGCCUUAUUACAAGCUGACAUCGGCUGCUCGUCUUCGUCGAUCCGUCGUGAUUGACGAGGAAGGAGAUGAAGGCAACUCCACAGUCGGUAACGAUGAUGAUAACACGGCUGUAAACGAACUGGGACAAGAACAGGUGCAAGAUGGAGACAAAGAGAAGCACGCCUCUUUGCUGCCUCCCUUGCCUCAUGUGAUUCCAAUGAGCCAGGGUGAGGCUGUUCUCAUCAGCGAGGAGGUCGGCGAUGUCAGUGGAAUCACCAUGGCUUCGGCGGAUGACGACACUGUGGAUCUGUCGACGUUUGAUCCUGCCAGCAAUAAUCUUGCCGCUGUUUCUGUGGAGGACCAGCUCAUUGUCGGUGACCAGGGACAGAUUCAGGGAGGUUCCAUCCAGGCUCUUGUGAAGCACAUCACCUCGACCGUCGACCCUUUCUUUGUGUCCGUUUUCUUCCUGUCUUUCCGACGCUUCUGCACUCCCAUUGAGCUUGCUGAGUUUCUGGUUGAACGGUCUCAGAAGCCCGACGAGGAUGUCGUCAUCCGAGUGUUCAACACCUUCAAGCAGUGGCUCGAGUCGUACUGGAAGGCUGGCGACGCUGAGGCUCUUCCACUGAUGCGAUCUUUCGCAGAGACUCUGGCCAAGGAGCACAACAACUCCGCUACUGUGCUCAAAACUUUGGUGACCAAGGCCCAGGAUCCCAAUUACAAGCCUCCCAUCCAAAAGUGGGUUGCUGUAGCAAACACCGGUCGUCCUGCAAUGUCCAUCUAUAACUCUGGAGCUGUUCCUUCCAGCAACGUGAGCAAGUCUCAGCUGACGAUGAUCACCAGAUUUUUCGACAACGUUGCCAACGCUGCAUCUGAUGCUGGCAAUCGACGAACUGCUUCUCUGACCUCCAACCCCAACUGGGCUGCCCUUCGAAAUGUGAUUUCGCCCGAGGCCACUAUUUCAAUCGUUGGCUUCGAUGCCUUUGACAUUGCGCGACAGUUGACUCUCAUUGACAAUGAGCUGUUUUGUAAGAUCAAAACGGAGGAGUUUAUGGACCUCAACUUCGCCAGCAAGAAGCGAAAGCUCGGCAACGCGCAGAACAUUGGAGCUAUGACUCUCAACACCAACAAGCUCAGUGCUCUGGUGGGAGACUCCAUUCUGCGUCACGGGCUGAACGCCAAGCAGCGAAAGAACAUUCUCAAGCAGUGGAUCAGGAUUGGCGACAAGUGUCUGGAGCUGGGCAACUUCAACUCACUGCUCACCAUUGUCAGUGCUCUUCAGUCGGUGUCCAUUAUGCGACUUCGAAAGACGUGGGAGAUGCUGUCUCCUCGGUACCAGACCCUCUUUGCGUCUCUCAAGGCCAUUGUUCUGCCCGAGAAGAAUUUUGUGGCGUACCGGUCUCGAAUCCGGCAGCAAGACAUUCCUUGUGUGCCUUACCUUGGUGUCUAUCUGACCGACCUGACCUUCAUCGAGGAGGGUAACGCCGACAAGCGUCUGUACAUUCCUAAAGGAGGCGAUGGACAUGCGCCUUCCGUGUCUGUCAUCAACUUUGACAAGCAUGCUCGAACCGCGAAGAUCAUUGGCGAGAUCCAGCGAUUCCAGAUCCCCUACCGUCUUCAGCCCGUCAAGGAACUACAGCAGUGGCUCCACAUGGAGAUGGACCGUGCUCAGAGUCUGAUCAGUGAAGACAGUAACGGGCUGUGGCGACGAUCUUGCAUUGUCGAGCCCAAGUAA